This is a messenger RNA of Anoplopoma fimbria (sablefish), 1326 nucleotides long. It is a transcript of the gene akr7a3, whose product is annotated as aldo-keto reductase family 7, member A3 (aflatoxin aldehyde reductase). The transcript is spliced from 7 exons. The coding region runs from base 187 to 1263 and encodes 358 amino acids. Lineage: Eukaryota; Metazoa; Chordata; Actinopteri; Perciformes; Anoplopomatidae. The record is from RefSeq and is a predicted model, not a curated record.
CAGAAAAACGCACUUUGCACUGCAUGAACUACAGCCAAGCAAAUAAUCAAAAUAGGCGACAUUUUGCAGUCAAAUUGACUCAUGUUUCGUUUUUAUACCGGUUAAGUAAUUUGACGACGCUCCCAUAUCACCACUCGCAGUGACCUUUACCCCCUAGACGUGUGCUUGUUGUUGUUGCCUUGUAGCAUGCAGCGGGUGAUAACAGUCAGACUGUGCACACUUGGACAGAGUCACGUUAUUAAGAAAGUCCUCACACAGUCGCCCAGGUUUGUGUCUCAUCGAAACAUGUCGUCGUCUCCAACUAAACGACCGGUUUCUUUACUGGGAACUAUGGCCUUCGGUGGACGAGCCGACGCCGAGCAGAGCCUGGAGAUGGUGAAGGCUUUCGUGGACCGGGGACACAGCCGGGUGGACACAGCCUUCAUGUAUAUGGAUGGGAAGUCAGAGACGGUCAUUGGGGGCAUGAAUCUCCCCAAGACAGUAAGCUUAGCGACCAAGGCCAACCCCUGGGACGGGAAGACGCUGAAGCCAGAGAGUGUUCGCUCUCAGCUGGAAACCUCCCUGCAGAGGCUGAAGACUGAUUGUGUGGACCUUUUCUACCUCCAUGCCCCCGACCACCAGAACCCAAUCCAGGAUACCCUGAGGGCCUGCAAUGAACUCCACAAAGAGGGAAAAUUCAAGGAGUUUGGUCUUUCAAACUAUGCAUCGUGGGAAGUGUCUGAAAUUGCCACCAUCUGUAGACACAACAACUGGCUUGUUCCCACUGUGUAUCAGGGGAUGUACAAUGCCACUACAAGACAGGUAGAGACCGAGCUGCUGCCAUGCCUGAGACACUAUGGAAUGAGAUUCUACGCAUACAAUCCUCUAGCAGGUGGACUGCUGACAGGAAAGUACCAUUACCAAGACAAAGAUGGUUCCCAGCCUGCAGGACGGUUCUUUGGUAACAACUGGGCUGCAGCAUACAGGGACAGAUACUGGAAGCAGAGUCACUUUGAGGCAAUUGAAUUGGUACUAAAGGCCUUGGAGACGGCGUACGGCUCAGAGAAACCCACCAUGACUUCUGCUGCCAUGCGCUGGAUGUACCACCACUCCCAACUUAAGGGGGAUCUUGGUGAUGGAGUUAUCAUUGGCAUGUCAACUAUGGAGCAACUGCAGCAAAACUUGGCUGCUGCAGAGGAGGGUCCUCUAGAUGAGAGAGUGGUCGCCUCCUUCAAUGAGGCCUGGAAUCUCGUAGCCCACGAGUGUCCAAACUACUUCCGCUAAAAUGCCUAAAUCUGUCAUUUCAAUCAAAUUUCAUCCAAGUUAUCAUAAUGAUAGCUGCUACAG